CGGAGCGCGCCCGUCCUGCCGCAGGCGGCCCGGCCCGGCCCCCCCGGCGGCCCUCCCGGAGGAGGCGGAGGCGGAGGCGCAGCGCUGCCAUGGGCAACGGAAUGAGCAAGGUCCUCGAGGGCCUCUACCUGGGAAACAUUCGGGAUUCAGAAGACAGAGAGAAUCUGGCCAAGAGCAAGGUCACGCACAUCCUCUCCGUGCACAACAACGCUCAGCCUGUGCUGGAGGACAUGUCUUACCUCUGCAUCUCAGCUUCGGAUUCAUCCAGUCAGAACCUGAUACAGCAUUUCAAGGAGUGCAUCUCCUUUAUCCACCGGUGCCGGCUCCAUGGGGGAGGAUGUCUUGUUCACUGCCUGGCUGGAGUUUCCCGCAGCACCACUAUCUUAGUGGCUUAUCUGAUGACAGUGACCGACUUUGGCUGGGAAGACUGCUUGUCGGCUGUCAAGGCUGUCCGGUCUUAUGUUAGCCCAAAUUUUGGUUUCCAGCAGCAGCUGCAGGAGUUUGAAAUAACCUUGCUCAAGGAGUACCGAGCCUGGCUGAGACGGGAGUUUGGCAGGAACCCCUUCAAUGACCAAGAGGAGCUGAGGCAGCUUUUGGCCCGGCAUGAAGAGAAACAGAAGGAACAACAACUUGGAAGGAGAGAAAACCGGUGGAACAAUUCUGCCUCAGCAGUCUAUGCCCUCCCUUAUAAGUCUUACGCUAGUAGCAGCAAUAGAUGGGGAAACCGUUAAACAUCAGAGGGGGACAGGGUGGAGGAUUUUCAUUGUCCGGGGAAGCUAAUGCUGCUUUUGACUUUCUUUGAGGGGACGUUGAAAGAUGAGAGUUUGGCCCAAGUUAGACUUCACACCAGGCAACAACUUGCAAGUACAUUUUUGAGAAAACGGGGAAUUCUGAGGAAGAGUGGAAUGGCCUGGAGAAAUCAUCAUCAUUUCUCAUUCAGUAAUUCUUGCCUAACUGACUUGGGCAGCAGAGCCGUAUCACAGUUUGCUCGUGGACCGGAGUUUGCCCUCUCUGCCUCCAAAUCCUACCUGAGUCCAGGUGGCAAAGUGUGGAGAGGAGUCUCAGGCCAGCGGGUUUUGGAUAGACCCAUCUCCCUGUAAAGCACCCAUUGUGUUUGUUCCACAUCACCAAUCCACUAGUUCUCUAGGCUGUGCAGUUUUGUUUUUUGUUUUUUUUCCACAGCAACCUACUUGAUUCAGUUGACUAACUGUAAAUGCUUCAAGUUUCAUUUUCUUGGGAGACAGUGUGUCCUUCAACAAAUAGAUAUUCAUAUCGUAAACUUGUUUUAGCAUCGAACCUCAAGUUUGUCUUUGGUUUCAUUCCUUGAUCCCAUUUCUUCUAACAAACAUCAGGACCCUCUUUUCAGGAAUCUGAUCCUCAGUGGCCCUUGCACAUUGAGUUCCAAAUGCACAUCUCUGGGUUUUGACAUCACUUGAUUGUGAAGGUGAUAAAUUAAUUCUGGAGUAGUAACCACACACACACAUCACAUCACACACAUCUGUUUUAUAUUUAUAUGAGCCUUUCAGAAUGUAGGAAUAGAAUCAGACAACGUCACCAACCAGCAAACCCUACCCAUCAUUUUGACCAAUGUGCUGAUUUGAAUUGGAUAAGGAGAGCAAGCUCCACCCAGAAAUGGCAGCUUCUGUGCCAAACGGGGCAAAGAUUAAUGACUCUGACACAAACACAGGGAAGCUUUCUCAAGGGUUGAAUAUUUUGGUUCCCAAGGCUUUCAAGUAAACCCAUCACCAGUACCAAUAUUCACUUA
Molecule: messenger RNA, 1765 nt
Organism: Tachyglossus aculeatus (Australian echidna)
Lineage: Eukaryota; Metazoa; Chordata; Mammalia; Monotremata; Tachyglossidae
Product: dual specificity protein phosphatase 22-A-like
Exons: 7
Coding region: 90-731 (213 amino acids)
Biological process (GO): regulation of cell population proliferation; transforming growth factor beta receptor signaling pathway; positive regulation of JNK cascade
Cellular component (GO): cytosol
Molecular function (GO): protein tyrosine/serine/threonine phosphatase activity
Source: RefSeq, a predicted model, not a curated record